Molecule: messenger RNA, 572 nt
Organism: Owenia fusiformis
Lineage: Eukaryota; Metazoa; Annelida; Polychaeta; Sabellida; Oweniidae
Source: the annotation of a GenBank genome assembly
GCUACGUGUAGACUGUUCGGGCAACAAUCCGAAGUAUAACAAACUGAAAAUGGAUUACUAUACACAUACACCGCCAAUCUCAAACAGCAUCAAACACAAUGCUGCAUGAUGAUGUUGCAAAUUGGGGGUGUAGGUAGGAUCUAUAUAUAUCAGGAAAUAUCGGCAAAGAGCUUCAAACAAGAAUGAAGAAACUAUGAGUUUUGAAGAAGCAAUGAAGCCACCAUUUGAGAAGUUAAAAAUACGCCAUCGGGAAUUGCUGCGAAGGAUCCCUCAUGUGAAGUUCUAUGGUAUGGGGGAAGAUGGAUUUUACUCGGUACACAUAGUGGAAGAAUGUUUAGAAAAUACAUCGAUUUUCAUUAAACAAGAAAUAUCUGAGUACCGCCUUCACUUUGUUCCCUGGAUGAAGGAUGAAUCUAUCAAAUUGCUUGGUUGUGCAGGAGGGCCUCUACAUAGCAGGCCGCGUGACAUUGGUGAUGAAGGUUUGCUUGAUGACUUUGUGGCAAACCCAAUGGGGACAAUUGGGGGACUCGCUGCUCUGGUUGAUAAAUAUGGUCCGUCAAGUCAAAAGGAGA